Linum trigynum is the source of this 1370-nucleotide messenger RNA. Lineage: Eukaryota; Viridiplantae; Streptophyta; Magnoliopsida; Malpighiales; Linaceae. The record is from the annotation of a GenBank genome assembly.
CACACGCGCUUAACUUUUUUUUUCUUUUUCUUUCACCUUCUAGGGAAAGAAAUAGGCCAUUCUCUUCCUUUCCCUUUCCUCUGCUCAUGGACGAGACGAAUCGCCGAUUCACAGAUUACUGACCCGACCCGUCUUCCAGCCCGAUGGACAUCCACGGAUCUGCUGCACGCUUCCGCCAACGGAAAUCCUCUCCUUCCUCCGACCGAUUCCUCGACGCCUUCUUCUCGCCGCCGCUCCACCGCGACAAGGACAGCGUCCUCGCCGCCGCCGCCGAGGACAGCGAGCUCAACGAGGACGAUAUCUUCUCCACGGGAGACUUCUCCUCCGAUUCCGCCCGGAUUCAGCACCAACAGAGGCGCAACCACCUCCGCAGCGCUCCCCCGCGCCACAAGGCCUUCCCCGAUUCGUUCGGAAUCCUUGCGGCGUUGCCGGAGAACAGAACCGGCGGCGGCAGCGGCGUAGCCGCGCCGCAUCACCACCACCACUUGUACCAGAAAACCGCUCUCUCCUCGCCUCCUUCCUCCUCCUCCACCGCGUCUCCGUUGUCGAAUUCUUCGUCCUCUCGCCUCAUCCCCUGCAUCCCCAAGCCGCCGCAGGAUAGGUUACCGUCGUCGUCCUCCUUCUCCUCCUCCUUCUCCAAGCACCAGCACCCGCAGUCGGCGCCGAUAAAUGUCCCCGUCCUCGCGUCCGCGAUGGCCAGGAGGCGGAACAGGGAGUUCGACGAGAUUGAUGAGCUGGAGGACGAGGAUGAAGGCGACGGGGGCGAGAUGCUUCCCCCGCACGAGAUCGUGGCCAGGACGCAGUCCCCGAUUCUGUCCUGUCCGGUGCUCGAAGGCGCCGGGAGAACGCUUAAGGGAAGGGAUCUUAGACAGGUAAGGAAUGCAAUCUGGCGGCAAACUGGCUUUCUAGAUUGAUUCGUUGAAAGAUUGGAAAUUGUUUGUUUCAUUUCUAGGGAUUUUAGGUUUCUGCAACAGACAGACAGUCCCCUUCUCUGUUGUAAGUAAGAAAUUGCAUUUGGUGAUUGUUAGAAUGGGAAAUUGUGUAUAUCCUCAGUUCAUUCUCAAUGAAAUUGGUCGUUUCCCACCAUGUUUGUAUGUCCAGAGCUUCGCGCUACCGGCAAGGUUGUAAGCUCGAAUCCUCGUAGCUUUGUUCGAUGUUCUUGAUUCAGUAGGAUAGCCUCGAGCGAAUGCUAUCAGAUCGCGUCAUAAGAGAAGUUUAAAUUUGUGCUAAUUGCAUAGGAAUUAGGCAAUGAAGUGGAGUGUGGGAUUGUAAGAGUGAGACAGUUCUAUUAGUUCUGCAGCAUUCAUUCCUUUGGCUUUUCUUGAUGGAAUGGGGAGGAUAGUAGCAAUGAGUAAAGAAAGUAGUUCUUU